AUGGAGGAGUUACAGAAGACGAUGGAGGACGUGCUGAGUCGUUUCACCACCAUGGCCGCUGACAUGAAGGGGGUCACGGAGGAGGUCCGUGGUCUGCGUCAGCAGGUGGGGGAUUUCGGCGAGGACCUGGAUGUCGUCAAACUCCGCCUUGUCGAGAUGAACACGCACAAGGGAGCUGCGCCCGUGGAGAUCGUCACCGCGAACAAGGGGACCGCACACGCGCGCCUGGCGAACAAGGGCGCGCCGCUGCUCGGACAACCGGCGCCUUCAACCGGGUUCCACACCGCGCCAUCGUCGCCCAAGGACGGGGAUGAGCACCCAGAGAAUACUUCGGCAGGGGAUUAUGUCGUUCGUCCUCGUCGACAUGAUUUUCCGCGAUUCUCAGGUGACAAACCUCUACUCUGGGUAGAUCUCUGCCUUACCUAUUUCAACAUGUACCGAGUUCCUGAGCACCAUUGGGUGAGCUCGGCAACCCUGCAUCUAGAGGGCCACGCUGCGUUAUGGUUCCAGGCAUACAAGCGCACACAUCGUUUGCUGAAUUGGGAUGAUUUUAUGCAAGCCGUGGUAGAGGAGUUUGGGCAGGGCGAAUUUGAUGGGCAGAUGACCAAACUGUUACAGAUGAAACAGACAGGCUCAGUAGCAGAAUAUCGCUUGGGAUUUGAGGAAUGUAUGUAUCAUUUGAUCUCUUUGGAUGCAUCGUUGAGCACUAGAUGGUUUGUUUCCUAG
Lolium perenne is the source of this 726-nucleotide messenger RNA. The record is from RefSeq and is a predicted model, not a curated record. Lineage: Eukaryota; Viridiplantae; Streptophyta; Magnoliopsida; Poales; Poaceae.